Molecule: messenger RNA, 624 nt
Organism: Camellia sinensis
Lineage: Eukaryota; Viridiplantae; Streptophyta; Magnoliopsida; Ericales; Theaceae
Source: RefSeq, a predicted model, not a curated record
AUGGACCACUACCUCACGGUCUGCAAAUGGGAACCAAACUUUAAAGCAUUAGAAGCUUUUAAAACCAUAACCACGGUCAGGGUGAGGUUUCCAGAGCUUCUAAUUGAGUAUUACCAAGACAAAGUCUUGUUUGCUAUAGCAAAAACAAUUAGGAAACCCCUCAAAUUGGCUAUGACAAUCGCAAUGGCCACUAGGGGUAAAUUUGCCCACGUCUGUGUGGAACUGGACCUAAGGAAACCAUUAUGUCCCAGAUUCUUCUUGGAAGGUGAAUACUAUACCAUAGAAUACGAAUCCUUACACGCAUUUUGUUUCUUCUGUGGCGGGGUGGACCACCGAAAAGAGAGCUACCGAUUCAAGCCACCUAAACCUAGACCGGAACCAAAGCAACUAGCCGUUUCCGAUGAAGCCAGUCCUUCAACGGCUACUGACAAAGACAACAUUCACCCUCAACAACCCGGUCUAAACCAAGAUGAAGAGUAUGGCCCUUGGAUGCUUGUUACGAAGAAAAAUCGCAGGCCGGUCUAUAUCAAGAAAACAGGGGACCCAAAUACUGCCCCCAGGCCCAAUAGAUUUAAAUACUUAGAGCAAACCCAAGAGGAAAAUGGGGAUCAUCCAAGAGGAUAG